Messenger RNA from Engraulis encrasicolus (European anchovy), 4719 nucleotides. It is a transcript of the gene abat, whose product is annotated as 4-aminobutyrate aminotransferase. Gene Ontology annotation, cellular component: mitochondrion. The transcript is spliced from 16 exons. The coding region runs from base 248 to 1747 and encodes 499 amino acids. The record is from RefSeq and is a predicted model, not a curated record. Gene Ontology annotation, biological process: GABA catabolic process. Gene Ontology annotation, molecular function: pyridoxal phosphate binding. Lineage: Eukaryota; Metazoa; Chordata; Actinopteri; Clupeiformes; Engraulidae.
CCCUCCUUCUGACAUAAGGUACUAGGGCUCAGACGAUGUGUUAAGAUUUCACUCGGAACAGACAGCAUUUUGUGUUGUUUACAUUCUUCUUGCCCGUCAUCAUCUUGGCGAAAGGGCCGUGCGUUUCUUCCUUAAACCUCGUCAGUGACAAGUGAGUAGGUGAAGGCAGUGCAGAAGGACCUUCCUUCCAGAAGAUCUGGUCGAUCUGGUUGCAGCAGCCCCACACAGUCCAACUGCACACACUUAGAUGGCUUCAUCCCUGCUCAGCCGUCAGCUGGCCCUGACCCUCCAAAACAACCUGCGCCUCGCUGCCCCUGGCUGCAGAUAUGUCAGUAAAACCGCCACAAAGUCAGAGUUGGACUUUGACUACGAUGGCCCCUCAAUGAAGACAGAGGUCCCGGGGCCAAGGUCCAAUGAGCUGCUCAAACAACUGGGAGAAAUCCAGAAUGUGGGAGCCAUCAACUUCUUCUGCAACUACGAUGAGAGUCGCGGGAACUACCUGGUGGAUGUGGACGGAAACCGCAUGCUGGACGUCUACACACAGAUCUCCUCCAUCCCCAUCGGUUACAACCACCCGGCCCUGAUGAAAGUGAUGGCUAACCCACACAAUCUGAGCUCAUUUGUAAACCGGCCGGCUCUUGGUAUCCUGCCACCCGAGAACUUUCCCGAGAAGCUGAACGAGAGCCUUCUGUCCGUGGCCCCCAGUGGUAUGACUCGUGUCCAGACGAUGGCAUGUGGAUCCUGCUCCAAUGAGAACGCCUACAAGGCCAUGUUCAUCGCAUACAGGAAUAAACAGAGAGGGCACAACAACCCAUCAGAUGAGGACGUCUCGAGCUGCAUGAUCAACAAGACUCCGGGCUGUCCUGACCUGAGCAUUCUGUCCUUCAUGGGAGGCUUCCAUGGUAGAACUAUGGGUUGCCUGGCGACCACACAUUCCAAAGCCAUUCACAAGCUGGACGUUCCGUCGUUCGACUGGCCCAUCGCCCCCUUCCCCAAGCUGAAGUACCCCCUGGAGGAGUUUGUCCGCGAGAACGCAGAGGAGGAGGCACGCUGCCUGGAGGAGGUGGAGGACCUGAUUGAGAAGUGGAAGCAUAAGGGCAUGCCAGUGGCUGGCGUCGUGAUCGAGCCCAUCCAAGCAGAGGGCGGCGACAACCACGCAUCACCUGACUUCUUCCUCAAGCUCAGGGACAUCACACGCAAGCAUGGCGCUGCGUUCCACGUGGAUGAGGUGCAGACGGGUGGGGGUGCCACGGGGAAAUUCUGGGCCCAUGAGCACUGGGGCUCAGACGACCCGGCUGACAUCGUGUCCUUCAGCAAGAAGCUGCUGACCGGGGGCUACUACCACAAGGACGAACUGCAGGCUGACAAGGCGUACCGUAUCUUCAACACGUGGAUGGGAGACCCGUCCAAGAAUCUCUUCCUGUCCGAGGUGCUCAAUGUCAUCCGCAGAGAGAACCUGCUGGAUCAAGUGACACUCUCAGGGAAGACCCUGAUGCAGGGACUCUACGCACUGCAGGCACAGUACCCUCACCUGUUGAGCCGGGCCCGUGGCCAGGGAACCUUCUGUGCCAUCGACAUCAAAGACGACGCCACCCGCAAUGCCAUCAUCAUGAAGACCAGGAACAAGGGUGUUAUCCUGGGUGGCUGUGGGGACCGGUCGAUCCGUUUCCGUCCAGCCCUGAUCUUCAAGGAGUACCACGUCCACCUGUUCCUCAACAUCUUCAACGACGUGCUGCAGGAGGUCUAACCAGAGAACGAGGGAUAGAGAGAGAGGGAGGGAUGCAUGAAGUUAAGGGGGGAUAGGGAGAAGUAGGGAGAGGGAAAGUGUUGUGGGACAUCUAAUCAUUGUAGGAGGGAUGGGCGGGAGAGAUGGAGCGAGGGAAGAACCGAUGAUCAAGGGAGGGAUAGAGGGAGGAGUGAAAGAAGGAUGAAUGGGAAGUGGGGGGAGGAGGGGUGUUUGUAGUGCUGCAGGGUGGCUCUGAUCAGAGGUGUCCGUCCAGGGUUCAGAAACUACUGCACCAUUCCAUAUUUACCUUCUCACACAGGUGACUUCACUGAGUACCUUCCUGUGUGUGUGUGUGUGUGUGUGUGUGUGUGUGUGUGUGCGUGCGUGCGUGCGUGCGUGCGUGCGUGCGUGUACACUCGUGCAUGCCUGUCUCGUGUCUUGACAGCUCAUUACAAUCAGCUGAUUCUGGGCUGGAUGGAUCAAAUUUGUGGCCAUUUAUUUUUCACUUUCUGAAACCUGGCCUUGACACCUCUGGUCCAGAAUGAGGGUGGGGUUAGGGGGUGUGACUUACCUGAACGAGGACGGAGUUGGGGGUGGGGCUUACCUGCAUUAGCACAAAGAGGUCCAACCCACAGUGGGGCGUUCUUUCUAUCGCUGUAUCAUAAAUCACACCCACCCAAAACCCAGCAUAGCCCUUGACGUCUUUCAUCUCUCUCUCAGCCUAUCUCUUUCUUCCUUCCUUGUUUUUUUUUUCAAUCCUUCUUUUCUCAUUUUCUGUCCUCUGUGGCUGACUUGGUGUUAGACAAAUACAGAAUGCCGUCCACUUUACGCCCAGAAAACCGCACAAUUAAUAGGAGAGCUGUGGUGGAUAAAGAUGUCUUUUCAAAACUCCUAUUUCCCUUACAUCUGGGUAGGAAAAAAAACAGCACAAGAUGUAUAUUUUGAAUAUCUACUUUUUGUUUGUUCGCUGCAAAUAUUUGGUUUUAUAACUGAUAACCUUAGUACCUACAGCAACAUAGUAUUGCCUUUAGCCAAAGGCUGUAGAUUGCUAACUCUUUAGCUUCAGCACAAAACAUACCUGGCUGAGGUCAACACUAUGACCUUUCGCUUCUAAUUUCACAAUAGAGAAGGAGAGAGGAAUAUAAAGAAAUGAAGGAAAGAGAGAGGGGAAAGGAGUUAAAAAAAGAUGUGAUUAGCUUUUCUGAGCCCAUAUAUUGCUGCUUGAGUGAGUGCAGAGAACAUUCUGGUCCAACGCAAUGCGAAGGCUCUGUAAAUCCUCACAAAACGGCAGGUGUGUGUGUGUGUGUGUGUGUGUGUGUGUGUGUGUGUGUGUGUGUGUGUGUGUGUGUGUGUGUGUGUGUGUGUGUGUGUGUGUGUGUGUGUGUGUGUGUGUGUUCAUGUGCAGGCACUGGGCAUUAUUGAGAAGGCAUUAGCUUUGGCAGUGGUUAUCAUAUCCGGUGAGGGAUGGGGACAGAGUUUUGGGAAACGUAUCAAUAUGUUCCCUCUGUGGGAUGAGCAUAAUACGGAAGCUCACACAGCGCCACUGAAAGAUUAGAGGGUUUUAGACGAAUCAUGGAACAUGUAGUUCAAAAGGCACAACUGGGGUUGUGAUCAUGCUUGUAUGACUGUCCUCCAAUUGAACAAAAAGAAAGAAAAUUGAAGAAAAUUGCAUCCCCAAAAUGUACUAUUCCCCAUAUUUCUUUGGUCACAAAUUCAGUUGUUUUAGUUUUAGCAGUUGUACUUGUGAUCUACGUCCAUGCUAGUAUACAGUACUACAGGUCUAGAUGUGAUGGUCAUGGCUUGCAGGUGUUGUGCCAAGCUGCAGAGGGGGGUACUACAUGAUCCCCUCUGCUAGUCGUCAAUCAGGGAGUGCACAGGGUAGUAGAGAGGCAAUAUUUCACCACAGUGAUUCUACGUUUGUAGAAAAGCUGAAUACGUUUUGUUUUUGGAUUGGGUUUUUUUUUUUUUUUGCUUGUCUUGAGCAGAUUUUAUGAUUGCAAUGGCAUUAGAUUAGUAGCAAUGAAGCAUGUUUUUGGAAAGACUGUUUGAAAUCGCAAGUGGACAGAUAGAAUUGCAAAAGUAUGGACUGAAUUUAAUAUUUUGAUUCUCUAUUCAUGCCCCCCCCUUUUAUAUGAUUCCACUCUGCGUAACUAAUUGUUGUUUCCAUUUCUAAGUGCCCAUUUCUACGCUGACCCCAUUCUAUACCAUUGUGUACAAAACUAGCUGUGCAUCACUGAUGUUGUGGUGCACUUGUUGUUCUAGAAUAAGUUGCGGAAUAUACCCAGUAUAUAUGUAUGUACAGUGUACUGCUCCAAAACAUGUCAUGCACAGUUCCCAGUGACCAUCAGCCACUGCAUAUUCGCAUGGGGAUCUUACAGUGAGUCUCUGUCCGUGUGCAGUGCAUGCUAUUAGCCAUGUUGCUUCUUUUUAUUAUUCGUUUGUUUUGUUGCUCUUGAAUGCCUCCUUCAGUGUUCUGUAAAUUGUCGUGGCCAGGUGGAAUGCUCAGUAGACGUUGCUUUAGCCUACGGGAGUCGGUGCUCUAGAUCUGUCCCGAGUCCGAAAAGCUCACUCGUACACUACUUAGGGCCCUCCGUACGUAGGGCGCGAGUUGCAUUGUGUUAUUGACUACAUAGUGCACCUUAUAGUGGACAUAGUAGGGUUCUGCCCAUAUGUUGGCUAAGGCCUAACUAGGUUGUGGCAAACUCCAUUGCAAUAGCUGGAGUUUGGCGCCACCUAGUGGUGCACGUCUUUUAAUGUCUAAUUAAAGAGGAGAGAAAUCUGUAUUGUAUAGAGAUUUUGUGAUUUAUAUGUUAACAGAUUAAAAUGAAAUUAUUAUGAAUAACAGCAUUGCAUAUGUUUGUUUACAAUGUUAUGUGAACUUAAGAGUCAUAAUUAUUGAUGUAAUUAUUUGAAAUAGUUCCAGGUAUUGUCGUCUUAAGAAUGUCUCCAUGUUCUCUUGAGAGGAAUAAAUCUUUAUGAAAUUUUGAAUAAUC